Molecule: messenger RNA, 2539 nt
Organism: Egretta garzetta (little egret)
Lineage: Eukaryota; Metazoa; Chordata; Aves; Pelecaniformes; Ardeidae
Gene: YARS2
Product: tyrosyl-tRNA synthetase 2
Exons: 4
Biological process (GO): tyrosyl-tRNA aminoacylation
Cellular component (GO): cytosol; mitochondrion
Molecular function (GO): tyrosine-tRNA ligase activity; ATP binding; RNA binding
Source: RefSeq, a predicted model, not a curated record
CAUGUAGCAACUCUUCUCCUCAGGGUGACAGGAACAGAUGUGUUUGGAAUUACUGUACCUCUUAUUACCAGUACUACUGGAGAUAAACUGGGAAAGACUGCUGGCAAUGCAGUUUGGCUAAACAGAGAUAUGACUUCUCCAUUUGAGCUGUAUCAGUUUUUUGUCAGACAACAAGAUAACAUAGUUGAAAAAUACCUGAAACUCUUCACUUUCCUUCCUCUUGAGGAGAUUGACCACAUCAUGGAAAUGCAUGCUAAAGAACCUGAAAAAUGGGGCCCUCAGAAACGACUCGCUGCAGAAGUAACCAAGCUCGUUCAUGGUAGAGAGGGGCUAGAGUCUGCUAAAAGGUGUACUAAGGCCCUUUAUCACAGCAGCGUGGAGGCACUGGAAGCCAUGUCUGACCAGGAGUUACAGGAACUUUUUAGACAAGCUCCUUCAGCCGAAUUGAUGCUUGAACCUGGAAUGACCGUUCUUGACUUGUGUCGCAAAGCAAAUGCCAUUCCAGAUGGACCUAGUGGGUACCAGAAAAUUACGGAUGGUGGAGUUUCAAUAAAUGGGAUUCGAGUAACUAGUCCUGAGACUGUUCUUAUUCUCGGACAGCAUAUUCUCAAGAAUGGAGUAUCAUUGCUUAGGAUUGGAAAGAAAAAUUAUUACAUUAUAAAAUGGCUGCAGUUGUGACAACAGAAUGUCUCCCGAAAACAACAUAUCAUUUUGACUCUGUUGCUCGAAGAUGUACUUGAAGAUGUUUCUACACUGUGCAUCACUAUGCAGCUCACAGACUGCCUGGUACCAUAGUUUUGGCCUCAAAAAACCCCAAUGGAGUUCAAAUAAAGGCAGCUAAGUUAUACCGCUGAAGAGAUUUUUAGAUACUCUGCCUAAUUCAAGGCAUCAGUCAUAAGAGGAUAUGCGCAAGAAGAUUAAAAGAUUCAUUUCAAAGUCCAAAGACGGAGAUGCUCUCCCCCUCCUUUAACAGCCUUCUGUGUUGCAGGAGGAGAAUGGUGACCACGUACUCUACAGCAUAAUCCACAGCAAGGGGAGCAAAAGCGUACUCAAAACCAGUACUGCUUACACAGGACACAUGCUGCUGUCCAGUGCGACUUCAUCCUAACAGAGAAACCUGCAGAAGUGGGUAAGGAAAACCAACCUACAACCAGCGGGGUUUUUUCUGAACAGGUUUGCUAUGAAGGAGGCUGCAGAAGGUUCACAAUAAAUGAGGAGAAUGAUUAAGCCCUAUGGCGUAAGCUUCUUACUGGUUAUGUAUGGGGGCUUGUUGCAAAAAGGUUUCCAGCCUUAACGUGGUAAUACAGAGCAAACUCACUUUUUGAACGUAAGAGUACCGAGCCUUUCAAAGCUUAAAUCAGACAAUGAAUCCUUUUCAUGCCUUCCCUGUCCUCCACGUGACUUACAAUGUGGGUGACACUCAUUCUGCUUCUUCAGUCCUGUGAAUGAUGUGGAUGCAUCUCUGCUACAUCGACUCUUUGGCAAAGGGACAUCCUGGCACUGGUUCUGUGGGCUCUACAGUCAGUUCCAAGAUCAUAUGUUAUACCAGAGGACUUGAAGCACGUACAGCAAAGCUUUGUGAAUUUUAGAUGCCUACGAGUUACAGGUGAACGGCAGCACAAGGGUUUCUGGACCAGGAAACACAUGAGGGAAGCUAUAGCGCUUUUGCAAUUAAAAAAGUCAGACCUUCAGAAGGGGCAAUAUGCAAAAGCUGCGCUUCUUCAUGAAAGAGCAGAAAGGGAUCCUACUGCUGGUGGCCUAGCCAACAUUUGGGACCGUAGCUUCCUCAUUUUCUUGUAAAGGCAGCACAAAGGAGGGAACGUACUUUGAGCAUUGGUAGAAUAGCAACAUCUACAUUUAAAAGUAGUAUUGCUUUAUUGCGCCCAAACACUCACCCCCGUUUUUUACUCCUGGCCACUGCAGCUGCUUACACACCUGGAAUCACAGGAGCAUGGAGUUCAACACCUUGCUAAAGCCCCUUCCCAGGGUGGGGUUUGGGACUGGGUUUCUUAGGCAACACAGGUGCCACAGUACUUGUAGUCAGGUCACCUCAACAGCAACAAAACCCAUGGGUGGUUACCAAGAUUGUUAGCAGUACAAGCCCAUCUUUGAAUUACUUAGAACUGGUUGCUUGACUUGUAGAGUACAGUCAUGUCGCUGGCUGGCUCAGCACUUUUUCAUGACGGGACCCUCCCUGCCCCAGUGCAAACACAAAGGAAGCCCUUGGUCUGACUUACGAGGUAAUUGAUUGAUUUGGGCCUUGGCUGCAGCGUCCUUCUCAAGGCUUAGGGUCACCCUCGCUCUUGGGACAAGGAGAAGCAUUUCCUAGUCCUUACAACUCCUAGGCAAUACAGUUUUGCGGUCACAGCGGCAAAAAAGGGAGAGGCCUUAACCUCAGCUACUUGCCUGUGGUAACUCAUCACCACCGUUCACGUUGUUUAGAAUAAAAACACCCAGCCUAUGAGGAGAACGGGGAAAUGGGAGGCCAGUCAGUCUCAAGCAUCCAGAUAUUUUACAGGUGGGUGGGGAGUUUCUGUUG